AUGGCGGCGGGAGCGGCGUACGGUGGCGGCGCUGGUCCGUUCAUCUUUUGGUUCAAUGGAGAUCGGUUCAAUGCAGGUAUUUUCUCAAGGCCGGCUACCCUGUCAUCUUCAUCCAUCGCCGUGGGAGCAAGCAGCCUUACUGUAGGUUUCUUCCAGAGGAUUCCUUUCUCGAUCUUUUUGAGCUCGGUGAAGACUCGGAGAUCCAAGGCAACCAGAUUGAACCAGAUUGAACGGGUACGACGCGGCGGCGCACCUGACGGAGGAGACAUUCUGCAGCAUCAGCAUCAUCUCCGUCUUCGGCUGGGCGUACAUUCUGGCCCUCAUCUUCAGCAUCCAGGUCAACAAGCACCAUAUGGAGUGUGUUCAGGUAUUCUCCAAGCAUCAGAUGCUGAGGACAAGGAAAAUGUGUGCCCGGAAAACAACACGGAUUGGCUACAUAAAAAUUAUAAUUAUGUCCGUACAAGACAACCGACCUCUCAUACUUCUUGUGUGCCCAACAGCCUGACAAGCCACAAUCUGUUCAAUGCAAUGGCAACGCCAGUUACCAGCUCAAAUAGCCAAAGGGCCCUCGCAAAACGAGAGAGGUACAAUAAUAUGAAUGAACACGACAAGGAAAACAUGUUGCAGAGAAAAAGAGACUACAAGAAAAAGAUGAGGACACAGUCAGCCGGUGACUUAGCAAAGGAAACAUUGCAUACAGUACAAAAUGAUAUAGAAUAUGAUGGUGCCUUGUUCGAGCCUAUAACCAAUCAAUCUGAUGAAGAGGACCAUAUGGAAGCACCUCGUGCUUUUGAUAUUGAUGAUCUUCUUGAUGACGAAGAGACCAGGCAGUACAUUGGUGAAGAUGGUGCCUUCGAGUCCUAUCGUGUCAGUGUUAAUGGUGUUGAUCUGAAUAACAAUGAAGAUCCUUACGAUUAUGUCUACCAAAAUUUGUCUGAUAGGCACCAUGUUCUGAGAAAGGUGCCUAACUGCUUGUACUGUGGAGCAAGGAGAUUUCAAUAUGAAUCACCUGGAUUCUGA
This is a messenger RNA of Miscanthus lutarioriparius, 1020 nucleotides long. NCBI's taxonomy places the organism in Eukaryota, Viridiplantae, Streptophyta, Magnoliopsida, Poales, Poaceae. The record is from the annotation of a GenBank genome assembly.